Cloeon dipterum is the source of this 1240-nucleotide messenger RNA. Its product is annotated as balbiani ring protein 3-like. Bases 229 to 819 code for a protein of 196 amino acids. The record is from RefSeq and is a predicted model, not a curated record. Lineage: Eukaryota; Metazoa; Arthropoda; Insecta; Ephemeroptera; Baetidae. Gene Ontology annotation, cellular component: membrane. Gene Ontology annotation, molecular function: growth factor receptor binding; growth factor activity. The transcript is spliced from 5 exons. Gene Ontology annotation, biological process: positive regulation of cell population proliferation; positive regulation of protein autophosphorylation.
AAGGGCUGUGUGUGUGCUCUCGUGAGUGAGAGAGGGUGUGAAAGAAUGCCGGUUUACAAACGAGCGCAGAAAAGCACAGCACGCACACGCGCGGAUUUCACGGAAAGCCAAAGAAACAUAAUCAAAUGACGCCGCUGGCGCUUUUUUCGACAGCCGCCUGUUUAUUAUUAUUUUGUGCGAGAGAGGCUCAAAGAGCCAGUCUGGCCGAGACUGUGGUCGAGUGAGCACAUGAGGGCCCUCUGGGGCCUGUGGGGGGCCCUGAUGGGCCUCCAGGCUGCCACCGCUCUCAUCUCGCCGCUCUGCAACCCGCCAGCGAAAGGGAGAAGUUGCAAAGUUGACUGUAUUCCGCGCGAAGUGGUGAUUCCGCUGCCGUCGCGGCCGCGUCCAGGCCACAUCCACAUCCCGGACGUGGCGCUGGUCAAACGGUGUGCCGGCUUCUGCAGCCUCCGCUUAGCGUGCGUGCCGGCCAACAUCUCGACCGUCGUCUGGAAGGUGAUGGAUAUCGACCGGGUCAGCAAAGUUCCACCCAAGACUAAAUCUAUACGUUUAGAACACCAUGAAGCUUGUAAAUGUGAUUGUGAGAUUAAGGCUGAAGACUGCAACCCAGGUCAGGUUUACGACCCUCAGAGCUGCAAGUGCACGUGUCCUGUGAGGCAGCAAGCAUGCCCAGCUCCAUUGGAGUGGAGCGUGGAGUUGUGCAAGUGCGUGUGCCCAAGCAAGGCCACGUGCCCCAAGGGCAAAAGUUUGGAUCCGAAUACAUGCAGGUGCGACAUUCGGAAGAAAAGAACCAAACCAGAUAAGUGCGUGCUGGUGCCUUAAGAAGAAGCAGCUGCGUGCACUGAGCAGUGCAAUACUCUGGCUUUUUGCUGCUGCCGUCCCUGCUGAACGCGAGAGCGGGGCACAGAUAAAAAGGGAAAGAAGGUCUAAUGUGCAUUGUAAUGUGGCCUGAAUGGGCACCAUAUUUCAUGUAUUUCGCAUGCCUUAACGACCCGAAGGCAUAAAUCACAGCUAGACUUAUCGUCAGGUGCUCUUUGUUACAAAAAGCAAACCCAUAUUUCAAAAUACAGAUUAUUCUGAAGAACUUGCAGAGAUCAAUGAGCUUGUAACUCGGCUUUUUGUCUUCACUCUUAUCAAAAUGAAACCAUGGAUUGUAUUAUACUCCCUAGAAAUAAAAAUUGGUAUUUAAUUUAAUUACAAUAUUUAUUUUGUUGUGUAUCAAAUAAAUUAAUUUUGUUUAUAA